AUGGAGGUAAAUGGAGAAAGCAAUAAAUUUAGAUUAGCCAAGAAAGUAAAAGAAAGCUCUAUGAAGAAGCAUCAAAUUUUGCAUCGCCAUCUUGAAUUCACUCGAUAUUUACUGAAUCUCGAGCCUAAACUUGCUGGAGAAGUUGAUGACCUACAAAGGACACCUCUCCACUUGGCUUCUGAAAAUGGAACAGUCGAGAUUGUUCAAGCUUUGCUGGAGAAGAACACAAGCACUUGCAUGGUUCGUGAUUUGAAUGGGUUGAUUCCUCUCCACCAUGCAGUGAUUAAUGGGCAAAUUGAUAUCAUACCAUUGUUGAUCAAUGCGAGGCCAAGAUCUCCUUGGAUUAAGCUUCACAAUGGUCAAUCUGUUCUUCAUUUAUGCGUAAAACACAACCACUUGGAAGCUCUUAAAUUGUUGAUCACAAUGAUUGAAGAUCCACAAGAUUAUGGAUUCCUCAACCAAGGCGAUGAGAAUGAAAAUACCAUUUUGGAUUUUUCUAUGAUGUUAAGACGAAUUGAGAUAGUACAAUAUUUAUUGUCUAUUCCAGGAAUAAAAACUGGAACAAACACUAAAAACAACUGUGCUACCUCAAAUGAGAAGGGAUCACCAAGCAGAAUUGAAGAACAAUGCGAUAAAAAGGCAUCGAUAUCACUAACACUCAAAACGUUUAUAAGAAGUUUGUGGAUGAAGAACCUUGAAUACAAAGGUGAUUGGUUUCAAGAAGUGCAAGGCACAAUGAUGUUGGUGGCAACUGUGAUUGCAACCGUGGCUUUUCAAGGUGCAAUCAACCCUCCCGACGGUGUUUGGCAAGAAGACAUUCCUUUCAACUCCAAUAACACUACUCAUCGUUUGUUUCACAGUAGCAAUACUUUGAAAACUUUGAUAGCAGGGACUGCAGUAAUGGCCUACCCAACUUCAGACCAAGGAAAUUCUUACACUGGUUACUUGAUUACAAAUUCUAUCUCAUUCUUUGCAUCAAUAUGUGUUAUAAUGUUCAUCAUAGGUCGAUUACCUUUGAAAAAUAGGAUUUGUGCAUGGAUGUUAACCGUAACCAUGUGCGUUGCCAUUGCGUUCUUAUCACAAAGCUACUUGCUCUGA
Cucurbita moschata (crookneck pumpkin) is the source of this 1098-nucleotide messenger RNA. Its product is annotated as ankyrin repeat domain-containing protein 16-like. Gene Ontology annotation, cellular component: plasma membrane. Gene Ontology annotation, molecular function: protein phosphatase 1 binding; protein phosphatase regulator activity. The transcript has 3 exons. Bases 1 to 1098 code for a protein of 365 amino acids. Lineage: Eukaryota; Viridiplantae; Streptophyta; Magnoliopsida; Cucurbitales; Cucurbitaceae. The record is from RefSeq and is a predicted model, not a curated record.